AUGAGGAACCAAGCUGUAAGAGCUGCGGAAUCGAUAAUCCCAGCUUUGCCAAAGUUCCAUAUUACAACUCCGAUUUUUUAUCCUAAUGCAAAACCUCAUUUAGGUCAUCUUUAUUCAAGUUUGUUGUGUGAUGUUCAAUAUAGAUGGAAUAAAUUAUUGGGCAAAGAUUGUUGUUUUACUACUGGAACAGAUGAGCAUGGUCUCAAAAUACAAACAGCUGCGCAGCUGAAUGGUUACAAGGACCCAAAAAUGUUUGUGGACAAGUUGUAUACCCAUUUUAUUGAUAUGGAUCAGAAGGCCAAUAUCCAAUAUUCGAGAUUCAUUAGAACAACAGACCCAGAUCACAUUGAAAAUGUCAAAACUUUAUGGAAUAUUUGCUACGAGAAGGGAUAUAUCUAUAAAGGCAAUCAUGAGGGCUGGUACUCUGUUUCAGAUGAAACUUUCUAUCCUGAUUCAAAGGUUUUGAGAGUUAUGAAAAAUGGUGAAACCAUUCCAUUCGAUGGGAAGAUUGAUCCAAAUGCGGAAUACAUAAAUACAGAAUCCAGAAACCAAGUCACCUACCAAUCUGAAUUAAAUUACUAUUUCAAACUCUCUGCUUUCCAGAAACCGUUAAUUAAACUGCUGAGAUCCAAUCCCGGCUUUAUUCACCCUCCUUCAAGACAUUCCCAAAUUUUAAAGGAAUUAGAAUCUUAUGAUUUAAAAGACCUCUCCAUAUCGCGUCCAGAGACACGACUAAAAUGGGGAAUAUCUGUCCCUAAUGACGAGACACAAAAAAUAUACGUUUGGUUUGACGCUCUUUGUAAUUAUAUCUCCUCCAUAGGAGGUAUUAAAGCAGUUUUACAAAAUGGCGAAUCAUCACCCUGUAUGCACAAAGAUAGAAAUUCAAUUCAAUACGCAGGAUUAUUUUGGCGGAAUACCGAACAUCUUAUUGGAAAAGACAUUGCCAAAUUCCACACUAUAUAUUGGCCAGCGUUUUUAAUGGCUGCAGAAUUACCGCUACCAAAGAGAAUUGUAAUUCAUGGCCAUUGGCUUUCUGGUGGUGUAAAGAUGAGUAAGAGUCUCGGCAAUGUGGUUGAUCCAUUAGAAAUUAUAGAACACUAUGAAGCAGAUACCAUGAGAUGGUAUUUGUUAGAAAACUCUAGCAUCGAUAAUGACGGUAAUUUUAAUGAAAAGAACCUUUGGGAAACCAGAGAACAACUUUGCUCCAAGUUUGGUAAUUUGAUCAAUAGAUGUGGUGGUAAAAAAUUUAAUCUAAGAUCAGGUGUCAUCUCAUUCGCUAAUAAACCUGUUAAUUCUAUGUUAGAACAGCUUUCCAGCGAAACUAGAAGCGCUGCUUCUGCUCUUUUAGAAACUAUGGAGAAUGCCCCGGAGAGAAUUGAGGAAUGCUAUAAACAAUAUGACAUUAGUGGAGCUCAAAAAAUUAUCUGGAAUAUAGUCAAUGCUGCAAAUAGCUUUGUACAGAAUACAGAACCAUGGACCAAGAAGGAUAAUGAUGUGGAAAGAAGUGCCAUAAUUUAUACUGCCUUAGAUGCUGCUAGAGUUGCUACCAUACUUUCACAACCUAUAAUACCAACUAUAUCAGCAAACUUACUGGAUAGGCUUGAUGUAUCGAAUGAUAAAAAGACUUUACAAUAUGCCCAAUUCGGAGCAGAUGAUUCCUACGGCAAUCUCACAAAUAAAAGAUUCAAAGAAAUACCAAUUCAGAGAAUACCUUAUAGGUUAGUCACACCUAAUGAAUAA
Messenger RNA from Kluyveromyces marxianus DMKU3-1042, 1740 nucleotides. It is a transcript of the gene MSM1, whose product is annotated as methionine--tRNA ligase MSM1. Gene Ontology annotation, molecular function: methionine-tRNA ligase activity; ATP binding. Gene Ontology annotation, biological process: methionyl-tRNA aminoacylation. The record is from RefSeq and is a predicted model, not a curated record. The transcript has a single exon. NCBI's taxonomy places the organism in Eukaryota, Fungi, Ascomycota, Saccharomycetes, Saccharomycetales, Saccharomycetaceae. The coding region runs from base 1 to 1740 and encodes 579 amino acids.